AUGGGUCGUGGACGCGCAUAUAGGCGGGGACAUGGACGUGGAAAAGCGCCUGGGCGCUCCAGCGGUGGUGAGCGACGUGCUGACUACACGACCUUUGAGCAGACGAGCCCCAAGUUCGAAUCGUACUACCAGGGCCAGGGUAUCCUGCCGGCCGACGAGUGGGAGCCCUUCCUCACAGCGAUGCGCGCGCCGCUCCCGACGACCUUCCGCAUCACGUCGGGAAAGCCAACCGCGCGCCAGCUGCUCGACGCCAUGCAGAACAUCUACGUGCCCUUCCUUUCGAACGUCGAGUUCGAGGGCGAGAAAGUCACGCCGCCCACGCAGCUUCCGUGGUACCCCGAGGGCCUCGGCUGGCACCUGGAUGUGCGCAAGAAUGUUCUGCGCAAAUCUCCCGAGUUCAAGCGCUUCCAGCAGUUCCUUGUGCACGAGACAGAGGUCGGCUCCAUUUCGCGCCAGGAGGCUGUCUCGAUGCUCCCGCCGCUCUUCCUGGACGUGCAGCCUGAACACCUCGUGCUCGACAUGUGUGCUGCGCCAGGCUCCAAGACUGCACAGCUGAUCGAAGCCAUACACUCGCCCCUCACAUCUGAGCCGGACGCCUUUGACCCCAUGCCGCAGGGCGUGGUGGUUGCGAACGACUCGGACACGAAGCGCGCUCACAUGCUCGUGCACCAGGCCCAGCGUCUGCCGUCGCCGAAUCUGUGCGUCACCAAUGUCGACGCAAGCAACAUGGCCAACAUUCAGGUCGCGUGGAAGGGCGCCGAUCCUACCGACAAGGUUCGCCUGCGCGACCUCAAAUACGACCGCAUUCUCGCCGAUGUGCCGUGUUCGGGCGACGGCACGCUGCGCAAGAACCUGGCCAUCUGGAAGGACUGGACGCCUAUGAAUGGUGUCGGUCUGCAUGCGCUGCAGCUGCGCAUCCUCCUCCGAGGCCUCACCCUGCUGCGCCCCGGCGGCCGCCUCGUCUACUCAACAUGCUCGCUUAACCCCAUUGAGAACGAGGCAGUGGUCGCAGCGGCUAUCCGCCACUUCCAAGGAGGCGUGGAGAUUGUCGACUGCGCCGACAUGGUGCCGGCCCUCCAGCGCCGCCCGGGUAUGACAACAUGGAAGGUGGUGCCCGGAAAAGGCCAGCAUCUUGCUCAGUCUGCACCGAAGGAGUCCGCCGAGGGCGAAGCCACCGAGGGCGAGACCGCCGAAAAGGCCCUCCCUCCUAUGCCCUGGGUCGAGUCGUGGGAUGCACUGCAGGCCCUCGAUGCUGACCUGGCAAGCCGUACGCCCACGAGUCUUUGGCCGCAGGGCGACGAGGACGCCAUGCACAUUGAGCGCUGCAUUCGUGUCUACCCGCAUCUGCAGAACACUGGUGGCUUCUUCGUCACGGUCUUAACGAAGAAAAGCACGACGCCCGAUGAGUCUGUGUCGAUGGCGCCCGGCAUGAUCCGCGCUAUGGAAGCUAUGGCUACGGGUGACAUUCCCGUCAGCAAGCGCCCCGCCGACGACGAGGGCCCAACCGAGGCGAAGCGCAUCAAGUCGGACGCCGAGGCUGGCACCGAGGCAUCGAAGGACGACGCGCUGCCGCCUGUCGACAAGCACCGUGCAGACCGCGAUGCUAAGCGCCGUGGCCAGGCGGACGGUGUGGCCAUUGGCGCAGGUGGCAUGCCCUACCGCGAAGAUCCGUUCGCCUAUGUCGACCCAGCGAACGCCGAUGUCCAGUCGUGCAUCGAAUGGUUCGGACUUCACAACUUCCCAACGGCCAACCUGCUGGUGCGCAACCCUGAGCGGGUGCCGUUGCGCAGUGUGUAUCUGACGUCUAGCACCGUCCGUGCGAUUGUGUCAGGCGGUGGCCCCGGCAUGGGUGUGCAUCCGACGAUGAACCCACUCAAGGUGCGGCUGUUGAACUGUGGUGUCAAGGUAUUUGGCCGGCAAGAGUCGGUGAGCAAGGCUACGCAGGCACCGAAUGCUAUGGAUGUGAGCGGAGAUGCAGCUGCGCGCCGCGAAAAUGUGUCGGCAGCCUUGGCAUGCCGCUGGCGCGUUGUGAGCGAUUCCUUACACUCGAUGCGCCCAUACCUGAGCGACAAAGUGAUCAUUAAAGCAACGCUCGCUGAUCUGGCCUUCUUCAUCAAGGAAUAUUACCCUGUUCUCGACAAAAUUCCUGGUGAGGUGGGCGAGCGUAUUCGUCAGGCAGAGAUGGGCAGCUAUGUCCUGGACAUUGAGCCAAGUGAGCAUAAUGGCCACAAGCUUACGGUCCGCCUGUGUUAUCCUGUGUGGCGCUCCGUUGCCUCCGCUAAUCUGAUGCUGGACAAGCAGGAGAAGAGCGCCCUCUCGUUCCGCCUUUUUGACACGGAUCUCUCAGAUCCCGAGGGACAGCGCCAAUUCUCAAUGCACCCUCAGGCCCGCAAGAAGCAAGCUGAGCUACAGGCGCAAAAGGCGCAAGAGACCGAGGAACAAGAUGGCCAGGAAAAUGCUGUACCGACAGAAUAG
Messenger RNA from Malassezia sympodialis ATCC 42132, 2475 nucleotides. RefSeq names its product tRNA (cytosine-C5-)-methyltransferase (gene NCL1). Lineage: Eukaryota; Fungi; Basidiomycota; Malasseziomycetes; Malasseziales; Malasseziaceae. Gene Ontology annotation, biological process: tRNA methylation. Gene Ontology annotation, molecular function: tRNA binding; tRNA (cytidine-N5)-methyltransferase activity. Gene Ontology annotation, cellular component: nucleus; cytoplasm. The record is from RefSeq and is a predicted model, not a curated record.